Epinephelus fuscoguttatus (brown-marbled grouper) is the source of this 1755-nucleotide messenger RNA. Its product is annotated as deleted in malignant brain tumors 1 protein-like. The coding region runs from base 1 to 1512 and encodes 503 amino acids. NCBI's taxonomy places the organism in Eukaryota, Metazoa, Chordata, Actinopteri, Perciformes, Serranidae. The record is from RefSeq and is a predicted model, not a curated record. The transcript is spliced from 8 exons. Gene Ontology annotation, cellular component: membrane.
AUGUCUGCAACCUCACCUGCGCCAACACCAACACCAAGUUUACCACUGAGACUGGUCCACCCCAACAGCCGCUGCUCUGGCAGAGUGGAGAUCUUCUACUACGGCCAGUGGGGAACAGUGUGUGACGACAGCUGGGGACUGGCUCAUGCUCAGGUGGUUUGUCGACAGUUGGGCUGUGGCAGGGCUGUGGAGGCAACACAAAGGGCACGUUUUGGACAAGGCACUGGACCAAUCUUGUUGGACAAUGUUCAGUGUUCAGGUAAUGAGACAUUAAUAACACACUGUACACAUCAAGGCUUUGGAUCCCACAACUGUCAUCAUGGCGAGGAUGCUGGUGUCAUCUGUGAAGGUAAUGUUCCAGUGAGACUGGUCAACUCUAACAGCCGCUGCUCUGGCAGAGUGGAGAUCUUCCACAAUGGCCAGUGGGGGGCGGUGUGUGACGACAGCUGGGGACUGAAUGAAGCCCAGGUGGUUUGUCGACAGCUGGGCUGUGGCAGGGCUGUGGAGGCACCACAAAGGGCACGUUUUGGACAAGGCACUGGACCAAUCUGGUUGGACAGUGUUCAGUGUUCUGGAAAUGAGUCAUCAAUAACAGACUGUGAACUUCAAGUAUUUGGGUCCCACAACUGUUAUCAUAUAGAGGAUGCUAGUGUAAUUUGUGAAGACCAUCAACCUCUACUCCAGGCAGCUCAGCUUGUUUGCUCCCCUAAUCAGCUUGAAGUUGGUGUGCGACUGGACAGCCUGCUGUCAGCUGGUUUGAGCGCAUACUCUGGUCAGCUGGCAGCCCCUUACUGUACAGACUACAGAAUGCAUGGUAAUACUGUGUGGUACCAAGUGGCACGUCAGGCUGGCAUCUGCGGAACUGUACUUACGACCAACACCACCCAUGCCAUUUACUCCAACUCUUUGUUUUUAUACCCUCUGAGCAAUGAUACCUUGGGUUUACCUGAGAUUAUUCCAUUCACCUGUGCCUAUCCCUUGGAAACCAAAACCAGCCUAAACACUGAAAUCAGACCACACCUCCCUGGGUAUGGCCUCAUGGGGUCAGGUUCCAGACCCAUAGCCAACAUGGAUCUGUUCCGAGACUCCAACUUUUCGAACAGCUACCCAGGGGGCCAGGUCAUCCUGCCAGUGGGCUCUGCACUGCAUGUGCAAGUGUUUGUGCCUGAGAAUGAUCCAAGCUUUGCAGUUGUUUUGGAGGACUGCUAUAUCACUUACUCCUCAAACCUUGAUGAUCCCAUGCGAUACUAUCUCAUCCAUUAUGGGUGUCCUACUGACUCUCGUCGUGUGUCGAUGGUUGAGAAUGGCCUGUCCCUCUAUGCUCGUUUUUGUGCCCUGCUCUUCCCUAUCCGGGGUGGCAACCCAUAUGUCUUCUUACACUGCAGAGUACGCCUGUGUGAUAAGAGGAGCCAAAACUGUGUUCCACGCUGCAGAGGAAGGACAUAUCGCUCUGUUGACUACUCAGCUCAGCUCGAUCCCGUCACCGUUGGACCAAUCAUCUGGAAGAACUGACAUCUUAAUGGAACAAACUGUUAAACACUGCCAAGUGAUGCACACACAUUUUGAUGAUAUUUUUAUUUUAGAUGUUGCAUGAUUUAGACUUGAUCACUGAUAUAAUUUCUGUUACUACAUUAUGUAGGCUUUGAUCAAUGGUGGCUGUCUUUUAGCUCGUUAGCAGCAACACUUUUGCAUGUCUUGACCUGUAUUAUUCUAUAAUAAAAAUGGUACACCAAUUUAAGUAUGCAUUAACGAAAC